AUGGGAAUCAAAGAACUGAUGAUCAUGGUCUUGUUCAUCUCUUCUUUUUGUUCUGCUGCAUCCACUACUCCUCUUGGAAAGAACUCGUCUUUAGAUAACUUUAGGGGCGGAAGAGGCAUAGCUCAUCUAGCUAAAUUUGGUCAUGCAACUGGUGGCAGAGGCUCAAGUGGAGGGCAACCUGGUGCGACUAAUGGAGGCACGAGUGGUGAUGGAUCACACUCCCCUUAUACUCAGGGUGGUUCAACCAUCCCUUUAUAUGCUGCUGGUGCCGGUGCUGCCAAUAACCACCACCCCUCCCGCCCCCACAAUGGCGGAGAUUCCAAACGCUGCAGCAUUGGAUCUGCUGCUUUGGCUGCAACCAUAUUGGAAUUCCUUGUACUUUAUGUCUAA
Molecule: messenger RNA, 390 nt
Organism: Fraxinus pennsylvanica
Lineage: Eukaryota; Viridiplantae; Streptophyta; Magnoliopsida; Lamiales; Oleaceae
Source: the annotation of a GenBank genome assembly